Amoebophrya sp. A25 is the source of this 2122-nucleotide messenger RNA. Lineage: Eukaryota; Dinophyceae; Syndiniales; Amoebophryaceae. The record is from the annotation of a GenBank genome assembly.
GGCUAACGCGGCUUUCUCGUAAAAAUUAGAUUCUCAGUUCAGAAUAUUGAUGUCGUUGUCGGUUUUCUCGCUACGAAUCCUCGGACGAGUUGUGAGUCCUGUCCUCUGUCGGUAACUUCGCUCUCCUUCAUCUCUGAUGAUCUGCAGUGUGCUGCAUAGGGAAAAUAAUUUGUUUUGAAUGUAGUUAGAUUCCACAACUCCUUGUGAUCCAUCAUGCAUAGGGAAAUUUUCUUUGAAUGUAGUUAGAUUGCACAACUCCUUGUGAUCCAUCCGAAGCACUUUUCGUCCAUCCGAAGCUCCUUGUGAUCCAUACGAAAAAAUGAACGCUCUUUGGGAAGAAGCUGGUGAGGCGCAGAAGCUUCUGGAUGAACAGAAGCGUAAAAAACGCAGAAGAAACGAAGAGGAAGAUGAAAGAGGACAAGCACGUGGUGCGCCAGGAUUUACUAGUCCACCAAGAUGGAGCUUCUUGUGGGCAUCUGAAGUUGCGAAAUACUAUAGACGAAAGGUGGCAGAAAGUGAAUUUGGAGAACAUCCUCAGAGGGAAGAAAAUGUCGGUUCUUGUGGAGAAGAUCCCGGUCACCAAGAUGUUCUUGAACAUGAUGAUUAUACUAGCCUUAAGCUUGAAGGAGUAGAACAAGAUGAAGAGAUAGAGUCCAGCACUUCUUCACAGUCACAGGACUCAGAGGACUCAGCAUCCUCUUCCAGUCAAAGCCAAUCUUUUCUGCAAUGGUUAGUGCAUUCUUCUAGUACAGGUGGUUUCGUUCAGUUUCAGGAUGACACUUCUGUAGAAAAGUCCUCGUCGGAGCUGCAAACACGAUCCUCGAACUCGAUAGCAACCGAGGAGUGCAGGACGAGAGGUGGUGCGCGUGGAACAAGUCCUGUAGAAGAAGUUCUCAUUGUUCGGGAGAAGAUACCAGUAAAGUCAACGACUUUUCUUGCCGUUCUACUCCAGGUUCUCUUCUUGCUUUUUUCGAGCUGCUUACACCUAGGUGUAAUAAGACAUGAGCAUGUAGUAGAAGAUCUACGUCUACCCUCUACUUCUACAAUGAAGCAGAUGGCGAUCUACAAUGAGAGCAUGAGAGAGGAAGGCGUCACUUUGCACGAGAAUAGCGGCUAUCUCCAUCUUGUGCGUCUUGCAGCACAAGAAGACCAGCUGAAAUCUUCAACGACGACUACUUCCACAACGAGUACGACAACAAGCACGAGAAGCACAUGGGAAGUCGAAGGUGAUCAUACUGCUGAAGAAACAGGUGAACGACCCACUCCUAGGAACAAUGCAAGUCAAGAACGAGCCACUGAGAUGAACGCUGUCGCUGAGACCAAUGUCGACAUCCUUCGGUCAUGGGGCCGUUGGUACAUAUCCUUGCGGAGCUCUACUUCUUGGUAACUUUAUUUUUACUCUAAAAAUGUCAUAGUUCUACUUCCACCACUUUCAUAUUCUUUGAUGAAUAGUGUAAUACCAGUUGUCCACCUUAAAGGAGGACGACGACGAGACGAACUUUAUUUCUAAUGGAGGAUGGAUCUCGAUCUACUUCAGCUCGUUCUUGUAAAUUUGCUCUCGCAGCAUCAUGUUGUCAUGAAUAUUAUAGGAUGUCGAUAUCUAACUUCUUGACAAGUAGUUAAAGUUAAGUCAGAUCAUGUAAUAGGACCUACACAAGGAAGUAGGAUUUUUGUAUUGCCGAUAGCAGAACGGGUACAACGGGUCAUAUUAUCAGUCUUCUUGUCUGCAUUAUGCAACAAACAAGAAAAAAGAUUUUUCUAGAAGCCGUAUUUGUAGCUGAGCUCCUUGUUAGGUUCGCCAUUUGUGAAGAUAGAAGUUCUAGUUGAAGAUCUUGAUGUUGAUGAUUUCUUCUAAGCGAUCUCCUAGACUCUCAGUGUGGAACUCUGCUUUGUAGACUACAUGAAUGAUCUUUUGAACAGGAUGAAAGCGAAGUUUUGAACAGGAGCCAGGUUAGCUGGAGCAGAUACUAGAGCGGAUGGAGUCCGCCUGUGUAGUUUCGUGAUACUAUUGCGUAAGAAAGAACUCUCCGGUUUUGGAGGAGGAAAGGGUGGGUGUUCUCGUAGUCGCAUUGUUACUUGUACUGUAUCGCUGCACGACAUCAACAACAUCAUUGUGUAAACC